This is a messenger RNA of Bubalus bubalis (water buffalo), 549 nucleotides long. RefSeq names its product ferritin heavy chain-like. The coding region runs from base 1 to 549 and encodes 182 amino acids. Gene Ontology annotation, cellular component: cytoplasm. Lineage: Eukaryota; Metazoa; Chordata; Mammalia; Artiodactyla; Bovidae. The transcript has a single exon. Gene Ontology annotation, biological process: intracellular iron ion homeostasis; iron ion transport. The record is from RefSeq and is a predicted model, not a curated record. Gene Ontology annotation, molecular function: ferric iron binding; ferrous iron binding.
AUGCUGCCCGUGCUGCCCUCACAAGUACUUCAGAACUACUGCCCCAAAUGUGAGGCCAUGGUCAACAGCCACGCUGACCUGGAGUUCCACGCCUCCUUCCAGUGCCUGGCCGUGGCCUUCUACCUCGACUGUGAUGACAUGGCCUUGAAGCACUUCUCCCGCUUCUUCCUGCUCCGCUCCCAUGAGCACAGCGAGCGGGCUGAAAACCUGCUGUUCCUGCAGAACCAGCGUGGCGGCCGCACCUGCUUCCUCGACAUCAGAAAGCCUGAGACCCAACAGAGGGAAAGUGGCCUCCAGGCCAUGCAGGACGUCCUGCAUCUGGAGAAGUGCGUCAACCAGAGCCUGCUCAACCUGUACCAGCUGGCCACUGACAGCAGUGAUGCCCACCUGUGCCACUUCCUGGAGACCCACCACCUGGACCAGCAGGUCAAGUUCAUCAAGGAGUUGGGGUAUGUCAGCAACCUGAGCAACAUGGGGUCCCUGGAAGGCGGCCUGGCAGAGUACGUCUUUGACAAGCUCACCCUGGGUGACAGCGACAAGAAGGACUAA